AGUUCACAGCGGCUUUGCUCUGCCUGCUCCCUCUGCUAGCGCAGCUGUGCUGCCAGGCCCGGAUCUGCCAUGGCGUCCCCCGCAGCGGGAGGGGUGGUGAUCGUAGGCAGUGGACUCAUUGGCCGGAGCUGGGCUAUGCUGUUUGCCAGUGGAGGCUUCGAGGUGAAACUCUAUGACGUUGAGCAACAGCAGAUAACAAAUACCCUGGAAAACAUCAGGAAGGAGAUGAAGUUGCUGGAGCAGUCCGGUUCUCUGAAAGGGUCCCUGAGUGCUGAGCAGCAGCUGUCUCUCAUCAGCGGCUGCGGCAACCUAGCGGAAGCAGUAGAGGGCGCCAUGCACAUUCAGGAAUGUGUUCCAGAGAACCUGGAGCUGAAGAAGAAGAUUUUUGCCCAGCUGGAUCGCAUCGUGGACGAUAGAGUCAUCUUAAGCAGUUCCAGCUCUUGUCUGCUUCCUUCCAAGCUGUUUACAGGCUUGGUACACGUGAAGCAGUGCAUCGUGGCUCAUCCUGUCAAUCCACCCUAUUAUGUCCCGCUGGUUGAGCUAAUCCCUCACCCAGAGACAGCUCCAGCCACAAUGGACAGAACCUAUGCCCUGAUGAGGAAGAUUGGGCAGUCCCCAGUGAGAGUCCUGAAGGAGAUCGAUGGCUUCGUCCUGAACCGCCUGCAGUACGCCGUCAUCAGCGAGGCCUGGAGACUGGUGGAGGAAGGAAUAGUGUCUCCUAACGACCUGGACCUGGUCAUGUCAGAUGGGCUGGGCAUGCGGUAUGCAUUCAUUGGACCCUUGGAGACUAUGCACCUCAAUGCUGAAGGUGUGGUAAGCUACUGUGACAGAUACAGUGAUGGAAUGAAGCGUGUCCUCAAAACUUUUGGUCCUGUUCCAGAGUUCUCAGGGGCCACAGUGGAGAAAGUUAACCAGGACAUGUGCAUGAAGGUUCCCGAUGACCCUGAACACUUAGCUGCCAGAAGGCAGUGGAGAGAUGACUGUCUCAUGAAACUGGCCCAGCUGAAGAACCAGGUGCAGCCCCAGUAAAUUCCUCCAUCACUCCUUCCUGGGAAGCUCUGUUUGGCGAGACGAGAAGAUCCAAUCCCUGUGCAGCACUGAGAAGCCCAGGAAGCCGGCCUGAAGACCAGGUCUGCUCCUCUGUGUUUCACUGUGAGCAGCUGUGGACACCAAGUAUGGACACCAAGUGUCUUCUGGUCACUCCCGCCUGACCCUGCACUGGGCUAUCAGAGCAUCGCUUGGACUCUGAGGUGUGGGUUUCCUGCCCCUGGGCAAACAGGCAGAAGAUCUUCACCUCUUCUUUCCAGUGUGAUUACACAGGCAUUUCCAGGUGAUGAUUGCAAUUUCCUGUUAUCUUAAUCCACUUCAAAAGAAUUUUUGUAAUCAUUUUCUAAUCCUGCUCUGAGUGUCCUGUGACCCUGCAUUAUGAAGCAAUCACCUUCAGUUUGAAUAAAAAAUAUUCUGAUUAAAA
Peromyscus eremicus (cactus mouse) is the source of this 1471-nucleotide messenger RNA. It is a transcript of the gene Cryl1, whose product is annotated as crystallin lambda 1. The transcript has 8 exons. Lineage: Eukaryota; Metazoa; Chordata; Mammalia; Rodentia; Cricetidae. The record is from RefSeq and is a predicted model, not a curated record. Gene Ontology annotation, biological process: fatty acid metabolic process. Bases 70 to 1029 code for a protein of 319 amino acids. Gene Ontology annotation, molecular function: NAD+ binding; L-gulonate 3-dehydrogenase activity.